Messenger RNA from Acanthocheilonema viteae, 497 nucleotides. The record is from the annotation of a GenBank genome assembly. Lineage: Eukaryota; Metazoa; Nematoda; Chromadorea; Rhabditida; Onchocercidae.
AUGGGUGAAGAACUGUUGGAGAGAUUCUGGAUUAGUGAAGGUUACGAGAAACCGAAAGAAAUUCAGAUGCCACAAAACAUGUUGCAACGGCAAUUAUGGGAAUUGGUGGAAUAUCCGGAUUCCUCAUUAUUCGCUCGCAUUUUUGCACUUCUCUCCAUUUUUGUCAUUAGCAUCUCAAUAAUAUCAUUUUGUUUGGAAACAUUACCAUCGAUGAAAGAAAAUCCAGGUGAUGUACGCGAUUGGUCUAAUCCAUUUUUCCACAUUGAAUUAUUCUGUAUUAUCUGGUUUACAAUUGAAUUAUUGCUACGAUUUAUAAGCUGUCCGAAUAAGUUUAGCUUUCUUCGCUCUGUCCUCAACAUUAUUGACUUUGUUGCUAUUGCACCUUUUUUUGGUAAUUUAAUGUGGAUGGACUCAACUAAAUCCAAUUCAUCAAUGUCAUUUGCUGUAUUACGUGUUCUACGAUUGGUACGAGUAUUCAGGAUAUUCAAGCUCAGUAG